Drosophila willistoni is the source of this 898-nucleotide messenger RNA. RefSeq names its product trypsin 3A1. Lineage: Eukaryota; Metazoa; Arthropoda; Insecta; Diptera; Drosophilidae. The record is from RefSeq and is a predicted model, not a curated record. Gene Ontology annotation, molecular function: serine-type endopeptidase activity. The transcript has a single exon. Gene Ontology annotation, biological process: proteolysis. The coding region runs from base 1 to 777 and encodes 258 amino acids.
AUGUUAAAGCUAUUCGUUGGGUUGUGUCUGCUGCAUUUUCUUGAAGGCUCCCCACCACACGGUAAAAUCGUGGGUGGUGACUUUGCUUCGAUUGCGGAUUAUCCACAUCUUGUAAAUCUGAGAAUCAAGGGUAUAUACCAUGGCGGUGGCUCUUUAAUAACGCCAACUUGUGUGCUCACUGCAGCCCAUUGUAUAUUCGGACAAAAUGGAUUUAUCAAUAAUGUCGCAGUUCAUGCCCAGCAACAAUGUCUGGGUGACCCUGUACUCGAGGAGCAAGUGCGUACGGUCUUGUAUGCUUCGGUAUCGCCAAAUUAUAAACAUGGCAUUAGGAACUACGAUUCGGAUAUUGCAAUCCUAAAAUUGACGCGGCCCUUUGAUAUAACAGGUAAAGCAAGUUUGGUUAAACUUGACUUUAAUGAAUUGCCAGCCAAUGCGAAUCUAACCGUAGCUGGUUGGGGCUCGACCUACCACAAAGAGCUACAAAAUCCGAAUCAAUGUCUAAAGGCUGCCCAAGUGCAUUUAGUCCCGCAGCAGGAGUGCAUAACGGAAUUAGGUAGCUUCAGUCCUGUGACAGAAAAUAUGUUCUGUGCUAUCGGGGAGAAUGCCACAGAUACCUGCCCAGGUGAUUCCGGUGGACCCAUACUAUUUGAGAAUCGACUGACGGGCAUUGUAUCGUGGGGUGUUGGCUGUGGCCUUGGUUUGCCAGGUGUUUACACAAAGCUUGGCAGUCCCGCAAUGACAUCGUUUGUCAAGUCUGUCAUAGAACGUCAUUGUUGAAAACAAAAAAAUUUUAAAUAAACGCUCAUUGUGUCCUUAGUCCCCUCUUCCCUUUGAUGGGAUUAUAAUGUACUUCGAUCGAAUCACAUUAAAAGAAUUGCAACAUAUGAGUUAACAAUAA